Molecule: messenger RNA, 867 nt
Organism: Gongylonema pulchrum
Lineage: Eukaryota; Metazoa; Nematoda; Chromadorea; Rhabditida; Gongylonematidae
Source: the annotation of a GenBank genome assembly
UGCCAUGACAUUGAAUGUGAUUUUUUGGAAUUCGCUCACAAAUUAAACAGUCCAAAUCUAAAAGUUCCACCAGUGGUAUUUGCGAAACCGUUGAUCAGCGAACUCUGCGAUCCCGGUGUUAUCAUUUUUGAAGAUUUCACAAAAACCACAAGUAUGUCGGCUGCGAACGAUUUAUCAAUCGAAUGUUUAAAGGAGGUUGUCAAAGCACUGGCAGAUUUACAUGCGGCAUGUCUCCUCACAAAAGAUUAUUCAUCCAAAUGGCACUUUCCAUCUUAUAAUCGAUUGAACUUGACGCAACUUAUGCGGGCAGUUUUCAUUUUCAAAAAUGCUAAUCCGGUUUUAUUCGGGCAGACGUUCGAUCGCAUUCAUGAAAUUAUCGAAGAAAUUCUGAGAAUACAUUACGAUAGCACCGAUAAACAUAAAAGAGAUUCCGGCCCAGAAGUACUCGUUCACGGCUAUUUGCUACCAGAAAAUAUACGCUGGAAGAAACCAGAAAAUCCAGAACAUUCUGUUAGUGAGCUAGCGUACAUCAUCAACUGGCAGAAUCUUCGCCUGGGUACGGUAACGGAGGAUCUGGUGUAUUUUUUGUGUUCCUCAACAUCGUCGGAAACACGACGUGCAGCAAUUCAUGAGCUCAUCAAACAUUAUAUUGCACGAUUUGAGCAGAAAUAUGAGAAAUCAAUUCUGGAAUUAAUAAAUCGAGAAUUUCGUUUCCAAGCGCUACGAGCGCUAAUACCGCUGGCAGAAUGCCUUGCACCAACAUUGGAUACUCAUGAAACAUCAGCAGCUGGGGCUCAUUCCGUGACCCAAAUGACAGUCCUAAUGCGGGCUAAAGGUCUUCUGGAUGACAUUGUCCGAUCUGAAUAG